Cucurbita moschata (crookneck pumpkin) is the source of this 1209-nucleotide messenger RNA. RefSeq names its product ethylene-responsive transcription factor 4-like. NCBI's taxonomy places the organism in Eukaryota, Viridiplantae, Streptophyta, Magnoliopsida, Cucurbitales, Cucurbitaceae. The transcript has a single exon. Bases 166 to 909 code for a protein of 247 amino acids. Gene Ontology annotation, biological process: regulation of DNA-templated transcription. Gene Ontology annotation, molecular function: DNA binding; DNA-binding transcription factor activity. The record is from RefSeq and is a predicted model, not a curated record.
CAUCACACGCCUACUCCUCGGCAUCUCAACCCAUUUGCCCCCUUUUCCCACCAUCCUUCUCACCCACUACCCAACGAAGAAGCCCAAUUCAUUUUCUCGGGAAUCAAACCGACCCAUCUCCGCCCCUCUUUUCAAUUCUUUCAUUUGAUCUGGAUUUCCUCAGUAAUGGCGCCGAGGGACAAGGCGGUUCCCGUCAAGCCCAACGUCGGUAACCUUAAGGAAGUGCAUUUUCGAGGAGUCAGGAAGCGGCCAUGGGGUAGAUACGCCGCUGAGAUCAGAGAUCCCUGUAAGAAGAGCCGUGUUUGGCUCGGUACCUUCGAUACGGCGGAGGAGGCCGCCCGAGCCUACGAUAACGCCGCUAGAGGCUUCCGCGGCGCCAAGGCUAAGACCAAUUUCCCCUUGCCUUCCGACGAUCUUCUUAACCUUAACAAUAAGAUCAAUAACAAUAAUCAGAGCCCGAGUCAGAGUAGUACGGUUGAGUCCUCUAGCCGGGAGCAAGCUCUGAUGGUUGAUUCCUCGCCUUUGAAUCACAAUCUCGGUCACGGUAUUAGCGGACUCGCCGCCAACGGAUCCAUCACUUUUCCCUUCCAGCGCUACCAAAUUCCCGUGAUCCGUGAUGCUUUAUUAGCCCGCGCCAUGCCGCCCUCCAACCACGUUCUAUGUUUCGAUGCCGCUCUUCGUGCCGGAGUAAUCAAGAGCCAUCCUCAUCAUCAAAACCAACGCCUACGUUUCGAUCAUCACCACGAAGCCGUGAGUAAUUUCCGACGCGAGUUCGGCUGCGGCGGCGGGGUACAAAGCGACUCCGACUCCUCCUCUGUCGUGGACAUGAACAGCCAGGACAUGGAGCCCCGUAGAGGAGGAGGCGGCGUGGAUUUCGAUCUGAACUUCCCCCCGCCAGAAUCCGCCUGAAUUUUUUCCGUAACGAAGCUCGCACGAUCGGCUGGGAUUAUUAAUGAUAAAUUAGGUUAUUUUUAUAAUAAUCACUUUUCAAAUGCUAAAUAUUACGACCGGAGAAGAAGAUGAUACGGCGAUCAUGUAUAGGGAAUCCGAUCUCCUCAUUUUUUUGCAGCAGAGAAAAAAACCAAAACUCUUAUGGAGUUGUGUUCCUGCUGUUCCUGUUAUCGAGGAAUCAUUUUGCAAUUUACCUUUUUUUCAUUGAAUUAAUUAUCCUCUGGUUUGAACGAAAUUAACGCCCAUGAUUCAUACAAA